Molecule: messenger RNA, 552 nt
Organism: Blepharisma stoltei
Lineage: Eukaryota; Ciliophora; Heterotrichea; Heterotrichida; Blepharismidae
Source: the annotation of a GenBank genome assembly
AUGAUCAAAAUAUUUGGACCAAAAGCUUCUAAGCGUGACGAAGAAGAAAAGAAAGAAGAAGGAGGAGCCAGACGCAGAACCGCUGGUGAAAUCCGACUUCAAAAAGAGCUGGGCGAGCUAGAUCUCCCAAGAAACGUAAGAAUUACUUUCCCUAAUGACAAUGACAUUAUGAAUUUCGUUAUUGACUUGACUGUUGACGACAAUACUUCACUUUGGUAUGGAGCUUCUUAUAAUUUUACCUUUACAGUCCCAAUCGCUUACCCUCAUGAGCCGCCACGUGUCCAUUGCAACACAAAGAUUUAUCACCCAAAUAUUGACCUUAGAGGGAAUGUUUGUCUGAAUAUUUUGAGGGGCGACUGAAAGCCAGUUCUUUGCAUUAGUGCUGUCAUUUUGGGGCUUAAUUUCUUGUUUUUAGAGCCAAAUCCGAAUGACCCAUUGAAUCAGCAAGCAGCAGAGUUGAUGAGAAAUAAUAUUGAGAGAUUUAAUGAUAAUGUAAGAAGAUCAUUAAGAGGAGGAGCAGUUGAUGGAGAGCAGUACCCAAGACUUCUAUAG